UGUUGUAAAUAUAGUGGGGGGGGGGUUUUUUCUCAUUAUAUCAUUGGUUAAGCAAAUAAACGGAUGUUUUAAAAGUGUAAAAAAUAAUGUAAAGGUUUGUGCAAAUAUUUCAAGUAAAGAAGGAUCAGGGGAAGGAAUUUGCCUAUAGCAUUAUCAAUAAGGUAAAAUAUGAAAAUUCUGUUGCAUCUAUUACAGGUACAGCACAGUAACUGACAUUCCGUCUGUUGUAACUGUUACAUUCAGGUUCCUUUCUUGUAAAAUGUUCGACUCCUUCUUUUGGAGAAGCAAGAAAAAAUAGAUAAAAGAUACCUACAGGCAUUUAUAAAAUGUAGAUAGGGCAUAGCUUGCUUCUUUUUCUUCUACCUUUUCUCUACUGCUGGCUGUUUAACAAUAACCACUUUAAAAAAUGUAUUACUCAUUUGAUUUUGCAGCCAAUGUAACACGGCUUUGUAUGAAGGAAAUAAGAAGAAGAGGACUACGUGAACGUAAAAUAUUCCGCAAAUCAAGGCCCAUUAAUGACUUGUUCGCAAAAGUCUUCACAAAACAGAAUUGUACGCAGGAAGAUUUAUCGUACGUAGACAUUCACUCAGUCGCCACAUUAAUGCAGGAUGCUCUUUGGAGUAGCCAAGAAAGGUUAAUACCCAAGAGAGCCUGGAGAACUAUAAAUUAUGAAACUUGCACCUUGUCCAAUCUUUCCUCUGUGAUCACUAAAAAAAGUGAACAAUUGCUUAUUGACAUUCUAAGCUUUUUAGUAGAGUUAAUGCAACACAAAAAAUAUAACCAAAUGGACGCUUACAAAUUGGGCGACGCCUUGGGAAAGGUUGUCUUGGGUCCAGCGGACUGCAGUACCAUUAUUGCAGAGAAAGCAGGCCAUUUUCUGACACGUUUGAUUAUAGAGUAUACAAGGAUUCAAAGAACUCAACAACAAAAACUGAACAAAUUAGCGAUCGAUAAAGAAGUGGUUGCAGUCUCUACCCCAAACAACAGCCGAAGUAGUAUCGAUUCCGCAAUCAGCCUUACUUUAUCACCUAUUGAUAAUGCCUUUGUCGCCGAACGAACCGGUUACGGGUUCAUCUGUAAACUGCAAGGAACCAAAGCAAGAGCGAAAUAUUAUGACCGCAUUAUUGAGAAAAUCAAGCGCUCCAGCUCAGACUGGUUUGACAAUGCAGUUGGGAUCCAAGCAAUGUUGGAGAGCGAAUACGAAAGUGCCCCUGAAAUGCCUGGUACUCCAUACAUUUCAAUCUUCACAUCUGCUGAAGAACUUAUUUUGCAGCAGCAGAAAAAGUUCAAUACAGAUAAAGAGGAGCCAUCACCCAUUAUUUACCGUAUUCUAAUGAAUGCUUGCCAACCAAAUAUCGAAACGAUAGCCAUAUCAGAUUCUGCUAAUUCCUAUUUUUUCGACAAUUCUUCCUCUUCAGCAACAACAAUGUCAACCGAAAAACAAUUAAAAGAAGCAUUCAAUGACUUUCAUACCCAUAGUAUUCAAACUAAUUCCAUUUUGGCCUUGCAAGAACCUGGAGAGAAAGAGAAUCCUCUCAAGAAAUUGAACCAUUCGCUUUCAAACUUGAAGUUGCAGUACCGUAAAUAUCGCUCUAGUCAGAAUUUGAAUCAUCUUUUUGAAGAAAACACAAUUAAUGACGACUCGGAAACCUUGACUGUAUCAGUACAGGAUAGUCAACGACAUGUAUCUAAUAAAAAAGUAACAGAGGAGUCUGAGAAGCCUUUAUUAUACUUCGCGGAUAGUCGUGUACAUCAACAGCAACAGCGUCUAAAUGAAAACACUCAUAAUGUGCGAAAACUGAUGAGAAAAAUGAUUAAAAUGGCAAGCGUUGGCCAACAAGGAAGAGAUAAAAGAAGUAGCAAGAUUGUUCCUUGAGCGUUCUUUCGCUCAGAAGUGUCGCAAAAACGGUGUUUACUUCAUUAAAAUCGUAUCAUUUAUCUCAUUUAUUACCAUAAUAUAAUAAGCUCUCA
This is a messenger RNA of Mycotypha africana, 1971 nucleotides long. RefSeq lists its product as uncharacterized. Gene Ontology annotation, biological process: signal transduction. Lineage: Eukaryota; Fungi; Mucoromycota; Mucoromycetes; Mucorales; Mycotyphaceae. The record is from RefSeq and is a predicted model, not a curated record. The transcript has 4 exons. The coding region runs from base 407 to 1876 and encodes 489 amino acids.